AUGUCCAUCAUUCGAUCUGUGAUAAAGAAUGAAGGCGUCGAGUCUCUCUGGCGUGGUGUCUCACCAAGUAUAAUUGGUGCUGGCUUCUCAUGGGGUCUAUACUUUCCAAUUUAUGAGCAUUUCAAGCGACAACUUCAAUCACACUAUGGCAACGCUGUCCCUCAGUACCAGUAUUUCUUUACUGGAUGUUUGAGUGGUGCUCUAGUUCUUACGUUGACAAACCCAAUUUGGGUUUGUAAGACGCAGCAGUGUCUCCAGUACGAAGAAGGAGCAUUGAAGCGUUCAAAGGAGACUUUUGCACAGACUUUAUAUAGACUAUACAAUAUGGAAGGCUUGAGAGGGUUGUAUCGUGGAUACUAUGCUGGUUUGUUCGGAACUAUACAUGGCGGUGUUCAAUUUUUCUUCUUGGAACUCUUCAAAACGCGUCUCGGGGUGACGAAACAGAACCAAACCAACUUUCAAAUGCUUGCCUUGCCUGCUGCAUCGAAAAUGAUAGCUGGAACAUUGUGCUAUCCACAACUACUCAUUCGAUCGCGCAUGCAAGACCAGCAUAGGAUCUACAAUAGUAUGAGAGAUUGCAUACGACAUACAUUUCAGCACGAAGGAUUCAAAGGAUUUUACAAAGGCCUAUCUACAAAUUUAUGUCGAACUAUACCUAGCUCCGUGAUUACAUUUUAUACAUACGAGUACCUUACAAAGAGAUAG
Messenger RNA from Oikopleura dioica, 705 nucleotides. The record is from the annotation of a GenBank genome assembly. Lineage: Eukaryota; Metazoa; Chordata; Appendicularia; Copelata; Oikopleuridae.